Dermochelys coriacea (leatherback sea turtle) is the source of this 4632-nucleotide messenger RNA. RefSeq names its product tripartite motif containing 29 (gene TRIM29). Bases 214 to 2016 code for a protein of 600 amino acids. The transcript has 9 exons. The record is from RefSeq and is a predicted model, not a curated record. Gene Ontology annotation, molecular function: zinc ion binding. Lineage: Eukaryota; Metazoa; Chordata; Testudines; Dermochelyidae.
CAGCAUAGUUCUGGUGUUCUCCACCUCCCAGCAGCUCAAGGUGUGUCAUUUAGGCAGAGGCUUUCCUGCAUUCUGCCUCCACUCCUUGCUGACCCAACCACCAGCAAGGUUGCCUGCUCUAAAGAGAAGAGCAGUUGGCCGAAGAUCUGCCCUGUGCCUAGAGGGCUGAGAAAGGAGCAAGGGUAGAGAAAGGCCAAUUCAUCCCUCUGCACAAUGGAAACAGGGUGUGCUGCAAGGACAAAUGGCGUGGCUGGGAACCAAGAAGAUGCGACUUGUCCGUCCACCCCUAAGAAAGAUGGAGAGGAGCUGAAGAAGUCCACCAGUCCCAGUGGGGGUGAGAAGGAAAAUGCCAAAAGCACUGGCAGUCCUUCUCUGGAGACGGGGAAACUGAAGAGCUCCAUCUACUCAGGGACUGACUGGAAGAGGCCGAUCAUCCAGUUUGUGGAGUCAGACGAGAAGAAGUCAACCUACUUCAGCAUGGAUUCAGGGGAUGGGAAGAAGUCAUCAUACCCUGGGGUGCAGCUUGCGGAUGCGAGUCGGCCCCCCAUCUCCUUUGUAGACAAAGGGGACUUGAGGAAACCGCUCUUCUUGGCAGAGUCGAAAAAGACCCUCUUCUCCAGUGAAGGAGAAGGCAGGAGGUCAGUGUACUCAAGUGGGCAGAUAGGGGAUCUGAAGAAGCCCUCCCUCCCUCUGGUGGAGACAGGGGACCUGAAGAGACCCAGCUACAACACUGCCAACAGAGUGCCCGGGUCGAGAUCCCGGGUGAAGCUAGAGGAGGUCCUGUGCGACUCCUGCAUCGAUAACAAGCAGAAGGCGGUGAAGUCCUGCCUGGUGUGCCAGGCUUCCUUCUGCGAGUUGCACCUCAAGCCCCAUCUGGAGGGGGCUGCUUUCCGGGAUCACCAGCUGCUGGACCCCAUCAAGGACUUUGAAGCCAGGAAGUGCCCGCUGCAUGGCAAGACCAUGGAGCUGUUCUGCCAGACAGACCAGAUGUGCAUCUGCUACCUCUGCAUGUUCCAGGAGCACAAGAACCACACUACAGUGACGGUGGAGGUUGAGAAAUCGGGGAAAGAGGCUGAGCUCUCAUUGCAGAAAGAGCAACUGCAGCUGAAGAUCAUAGAGGUAGAAGAUGAAGUGGAUAAGUGGCAAAAGGAGAAGGAUCGCAUCAAGAACUUCACCACCAACGAGAAAGCCACCGUGGAUCAGCAUUACAAAGAGCUGGUCCGCGAUCUGGAGAAGCAGCGGGAUGAGGUGAAGGCUGCCCUGGACCAGAGGGAAAAGACCGCGGUGGAGAACAUAAAAGAAAUUGUGGAGGAGCUAGAAGAGAGGGCAAAGCUGCUGCAGGAGGACAAGGAGACCAGGGAGCAGAUACAUCAGAUCAGCGAUUCCGUUCUCUUCCUGCAGGAAUUUGGCGCAAUGAUGAGGAACUAUAUCGCCCCAACGUCUCUCCCGACUUACAGCGUCUUGCUGGACGGGGACACCAUGAGCCCGUCGAUGGGGCUCCUCCGGGAUGAUCUGCUGAACGUCUGCAUGAGACACGUGGAGAAGAUCUGCAAGGCAGACCUCAGCCGGAACUUCAUAGAGAGGAAUCAUAUGGAGAAUGGGGAUCAUCGCUACAUGCUCAACAACUACGAUUGGAGCCAGCCUGACAACGUGAAGAGAUUCUCCAUGUUCCUGACUCCAAAAGCCAGUUUCAGCAACCGAGCAUGGGAAUAUUCCUCCUUCCAAAAUGCAGAGGAGACACUUGGCAUGGGUAACUCUGCUUUCUCAAUGAAAGUGGGCAAUGGAACUAAGAUGCCAUAUCAGUUCUCCCAGAUGGGGCAGAGUUCACCUGGUGACUUCAGCAAACAGUCCGACGGGAGCCUCUUCACUAAGACUGCUUACCCUGCAAUAGUGAGACACCAAGCGACAAAGGUGCAGCCGCAGACAUGGAAAUCCUCCAAGCAGUCCAUGCUAUCACACCACCGCCCCUUUUACGUCAACAAAGGCAAUGGAAUCACUUCAAAUGAGGCACCUUGAAUCCCGCUGUCCAUGGGAAAAGCCAGAUGUGCCAGGAGUGGAGAACCAACCAAGAAUUUUCACAUAUGAACCUGCUACUAUAUUAAACUUCCUGCUCUAAUCUCUGGAGAGGGUCGAUUGGGUGGUCGGCGCUAGAAGAAACGAGGACUUUUCUCAACUCAUAAUCGGUCCCAGGACCGUUUUAUAUUUCCCUUGAAAGCUCUGCAGCCCCGGAGAACUGUAACAAGCACAACCCUUGUAGAUUUCUUAUUCCCUGUCUUGCAACACCCUCCUCUGCCUGCAGAGCAGAUUGUUCUACUUCUCCUAGGUGCUUUGGGGAAGGUGGGAUCUUGGAUAUGGUAUGCACUGAGCCCUUCCUCUCCACAGUAUCAUACCAUGUGCUUCCUGCUCUCCCGACCACAUAGUCGUCGUUGAAUGAAUUUGUAGAGCUGGUGAAAGGUGCCAAGUUGGAGUCUGAAGUCCUCUUUGAAUCUACAAGCCAGGGUCAUCCCAGGAACUGGCAGGCCAUGCUUUGUCCAUGUUCCUCCAUCCACCCGCCUCAAACCUAAUCUGCAGGGACCCCGCCCCCGUCAGUGGGAAGGGCAGCUCUGUCUCUGUGAGCCACUCAAUACUUGGCCUCUCUAUGGAGACACUCUUGGGCUUCCCCUUGCCAAUGUCCAGUGGUUACCACAUGCUGGACACCACCUCUGCACUAAGGACAGCUCUGAGUCCCAUCCACUCAUCUCACAGUGGCCACCAAAGAAGCAUCAGACUGUAGCCGCUUCCAGUCACUCCUCCCCUGUGCUGGCUGCCAAUCAAUGGCAAAAAGGCUCUACAUCCCAUUAACGUGCACCCCCUCUCCCCCCGGCCACCGCUUCAAAUUAAAAAAGAAAAGGAAAAUCCAUUCCACUAAUGGAAGAUUGAUUAGAUGUCUUAGGUGGGCACACCCCGCUUCCGCCCCCCAAAACAAAAUUGGCUUAUAUAUUUUGGUUCCCUUAUUUUUUUCUGGAUCAGGAAUUAAUUUUUUCGUUGCUCAGGAUAAUAUUUCAGGGUUGUUUUUUUUUCCUGACUGUGCUCUGGACAGAGCGGUCACAUGACCAUUGCCAGCCAGAAAGCAGGGCAGAGGCAGUUAGUGUUCCAAUGAUCCAACUUAGCUUUUUCCUCUGGGCAACAGAGGGGUCAUUGUAACUAUGGAAAAACUCCAAGAGCAUCAGAGCUUGCUGCUGGAACUAAAGGCACAUUGCAGGAUCAAAGCCUGGCUCUCUGACAAUGAUAAAUUGCUGCAGAGUCGAGAUGCGAGUGUGGGCAGCUACUUUUCGUGCCUUAUUCAGUUCAAGCCUUCCUCAGGUUCACAGCCAGCCCACCCCUGCUCCCCGCCCUUGCCCGCUCACACACGCAUGUAGCACCUGGUUGAAUGAGGUCGCACCUAUUGCUUGCUGAAAAUUACUUUGUAGUUAAUCCCCAUGGCAAAGCUAUGUGCUGUUUUUUAAUCUGACUCUGCAGACAAAACUUCUGAGUCUGAAAGAUGGUUGCUCCAGAAUAUUUGAAAUGCCUCCUCUUUUAUAUCCAUGUUUUAAAUGAAAGGAAGGGGCUGGGGAAGGAGAUGGGGGCUGGGAUUGGAGUUGGUGGGAGUGGGGUUGGGCUCGGGUAUCUGUUUGCUUUGAUUAAAAAAAAGCUAGAGUAGCAUGUGUGCAUGCGUGUGAUAUUAAAAUAAACUACUGCCCAUGCUGUUGUUUUAAGUCAGGAGCUGGGGGGGAGGGGGGAGCACAGGUCCCGAAGUCACGGACCUAGGGAAACAGCACACAGUAAUAUAAUAUGUUUAGCAAGCAACAAGACAAACCACAGGGGAAAGAGGCAGUGAUGUAUUGUUUAGAUACCAGGGAUGGGGUAAUUUAGGAAAAUGAUUUCCCUGGCUUCUCUUCCAAAUACAACAGUGGUUGCUUUUUUACAAAAAAUGUCCCUAGUCUGGGCUCUUGAAAGGCACUCUGAUUGUUUUAGUCUGAUAAAUGCUGCUACUUCCUUCAUGCGUAUUUGUUAAGAGACAGGCAUGACUCCCACAACCCCAGAUCUAAACAACCCACAAACUUUGGGGGGAGCUCAGAUCUAGAUCUGAAUUUCAUUGCAGGCUCUUAUGUCUAUAAUAAGGGAAACUGACCAUUUUCUGCCUCCCUGAGACCCAGUGUAUAUAUGUCUCAUGCCCAUCUCGAUGAUAUUCCCUACUUUAGACCUGUACUCUUACGGGCUUGAUUCUGAUCUUGCCCACAUCAUUUUUUACAUUGAUGUAACACCAUUGACUUCAGUGGAAUUGCUCCAGAUUUACCCCAGUGUGAGAGAAGAAUCAGGCCCCCACUUUCUCCGGCCAGCACCCCUAGUUUGCUUGAGACCUUCUCGCCCAAUGGAAAGCAAUCAUGUAUCAGCAGAGCUCUUGUCCUUACUGUACCUCAUGGAUUAGCACUGAGGCUUAGAGGUGAAUUUUGCAUGAACUGUUUUAUUAUUUUGUUUGUCUUGAUUAGCAAAGCAGAAACGCCACUAAGAAUUCCGUCUUAUCAGGCAGGCCAACGCUGUGCCGAUGUAAACGAGGUUCUUGGAAUGUGCAACCUGCACUGCGGAAAUAAAAGAGAAACCUCUGUCUGAGGA